AACUUAUCAUCGUUUGCCGAUAAAACACGGCUUUGUCCAAAACUAUGCAAUUGCCAUUUGCCACUGUCUACCGACGGUAAAUUCCCAACGAAGCUUUCGCCACUGACGGUAAAUCAAAGCUGAUAACACAUACCCUGAUGGUAAUAGUCUUCAACAGAUUCCUACAUUACCAUUUCGAUUACGCUUUAGCAGUGGCGGCGCUGCGAUAGCCAUGUUUCAUUAAACCUCUUACUAUCGCGUAUAAAAAUAAAGAGAGAAUAUUAAUACAACACGCAGACUUAAUUUUAAUUUAUUUAAAUAAAUUAGCUUGAUCAAAUUCAAACAUGUGCUACGAAUUUAUAAUUAUAUUUAACAGCCUGUUUACAGCGAAUACAAGGACUAAUUGUUUACAAAAACUACCAGAGAAAAAAUCAUCAUCGAAAUACGAAACAUCAUCAGUAUCUAAAUAUUACACUGAACUUGCAUACAUAAUACAGAAGGCAAACGUUAAGUAUGCAAUUUCUCGACGUAUCAAAAAUCGAUCUCUCACCGCCGCGUUCAAGUCACCCAAUUGCGCUAGAAAACGCGUUUCAGUAAAUCCAUCCUAAUUACCAUGACAAGAGUCCGAAAAAGUUCGAAAAAGCUCGAUACUUACCAGAUAUGCGUGACAGUCAUCGAGGCCAAGCACCUUGAGCAGAACGGCAGCCCGAUGGUCGUGGUGAGGGUCGGCAACCGCAAGAAAAAAACGGCUGUAUGCAAAACCACGGAUAACCCCUACUAUAAUGAGGUUCGUGAAAAAGUUUUCGAGGUUAAGGGCUUUCUCGACCGCGCGAGCGAGAGAAACAGAAAGAGAGAGAGAGAGAGAGAGAGAGAGAGAGAGAGAGAGAGAGAGAGAGACGCGAAACGCUUGUAUAACAGACGGUCGCGAAGUAAUAUACUAGUGAAACUGCUAGUUUGGAAAACAAUGCCGGACUGACUGAAAUAUGCAUACCAAUCUUCGAUUUGUGUGCAAGGCCAGUUUGGAAACGAGGUUAAGCGCGAAUUGCUGGCUCUUAAUUAAUAAACCAAAGGGUCGGCACUAAUUGAUUUUACUAGUUUUAUGUAACUUUUCAAGCAGCUAUUGCGAUCAAGUACGUAUAGGUAUACUUCAUCACAUGCAAAGCAUUAACACCUUGCAUACAAAUACGUGUCUUAAGUGCGCAUACGCGUAGUUUUCGCUUUCCCCGUGUAUUACAAACGGGAAAAUCUGAAUUUCCAAUGAUCCUACAAUCACCAUUUCAUCGACGGUUUCACCCGCAUGAAAGUCGGAUUCGCACGAAUUUUCCUCGCCGCAAUCGAAACGCCAAGGUGUAUAUCUGCUCUCGCGUCUGGCAGUACUUCGUGUUUGACUUGACGUGCAGCAUGGACACGUUGCUGAGCACACGACUCGAACUCGCGGUCUAUCUGUGUGGUCGCCUCAAGCGUUCCAAAUUUCACGGCAACAUCGUCUUCGAGGUUGCGACUGUCUGGGAUCAACCAGAUCACCAGUACCAUCACAAGUGGGCGAUGUUGACGAACCCUCGGGACCUGACGUCAGGCCCUCGGGGAUACGUCAAGUGUAACAUAGCCGUGCACGCUAAGGGCGAGAAGUUCAAGAUGCCGCCGGAGACCGACGGCGAUGACGACAUUGAGGGAAAUCUACUGCUGCCGUUGGGGGACUCGAAGUACUUCGCGACGCGGCAGCGCGCGAGAUACGUGUUUACGCUGCAUCGAGUCGAGGAUAUGGCUGACGCCGAGGGUAGACUCUGCUACAUAAGCCUGUCGUUUGCCGGUCUGAAGUCUUCGACUAGCAGCGACGCAGGCGGCAAUCCCCGAUUUGACGAGCGACUGGUCUUCAAGGAGAUGUUCCCACCGCUGUGUCAUCGAGCCAGAAUCUCGAUCAAGUGCCGGAAAAGCAGCAGCGGCUGCUGUCGCAAUAAUACGAUAGCGUCUUAUCUCCUCAAUCUCAAGAGCAUCUCCAAUUCGGGAGAGUAUGGUUUCCUCCCGACAUUUGGUCCAUCAUUCCUGCACCUUUACGCCAACGCAGCGAAUCUGACAGGUGCGAUAUAUCGUGGCCGUCUACUGCUGUCCCUGAAAACGGAGAUCGACCGCUCGGAGGCUGCCAGCUCUGGCGCGGUUGGCGUCCACCUCGAGACAGCUGCGUCCAUCGUCGAGGACAGCCUGUGGCGACUCGACGAGUACCUCCUCGUAGGUGUUUUCUACGACUGCUGUAUGAUCGAUAGAAGCCUUCUGGCGAGCGGUAAAUCCGCGAGUCUCGAGCUGAGCCUUGGCAACGCCGGCAACCUGAGCUAUUCGGACCACCAGCUUCGUGUCUGCGACGAGGAGGCUCAAGAGAACGACGAUAAAAGUAGUGCUGAGGAGGAAACUACCUAUGGGGCGACAGGAUGUGCAAGUCCGGACAGUCAAAGUGAAACACUCGCUCAGAUAGUGACGAGUAUAGAUCUCAAAUACAAUUGCUUAGAAUUUGGUGUAAAAAAGCCCUGCGUUUUUGUCAAAUCCUGGUGGCCAAACACAGAAUGGCGCGCAAGAAAUACCAACCGACUUACAUUUAUUGCUGACAAUCUGGAGCGCGAACUUGAGAGACUGGAGACUCUCGUGACGUUAGGCCACGAGGCAGCACACAGCGCCUACAACUCUGCGAUUCGUGGACUUCAACAGCACUGCGCAAGCUACCUGCACAGUCUAAGAAGCUUGGCUAUGGGCUGCGCCAGACCCGAUGACAAUGGAGAGGACGUCGUCAGUUGCAUGACUAGCUUGGACAGACACAGGCUCAACUACUGCAGGAGAGAGAUCGAAGGUGUCAUGCAGAAGGUCAAGGUCAACGGAGAGCUGGGGGAUAACGGGCUUAUUAGGAUCGCGAUGGUUCACGCGAGAAAUCAUCUGAGGAUUAUCAGGAGCUUGUGCAAAGAUCCUCAGCACACCCUCCCAGACAUCUUCCUGUGGCUGCUGAGCAACUCUCGCCGUCUGGGUUAUACUCGACUUCCGGCUUCGCGAGUCCUGUACGCGGAGGAGCGCCCGGAACGCGGUCGUAACUGUGGCCAGCGUCUCAACCUCUUUCUGGAGACUCGUGACUCGUCGGCAGUGGUUUGCCAGACCGAGCUGUUUCUGUGGCUAGGCAACGCCAAGUUUGCCGGUGCCUGUUGGAGCGCGUUGCCACCUGGUUACAGGCUUGAAGAUGAGACACUGGGGGGAGGAAGGCUGGAUGUGUUUCCAAAGUUUCUGGAAUACGAGAAGUCGUCGAAAUUCCAGCUGAGAGCGCACAUAUUUCAAGGGAGAUUCGAACCCGGAAUGGAUUCCUCUGGCCUACUUGACCCAAUGCUGCGGGUAAUUUUUCAAGGCUAUACCAUGGCCACCAGAGUCAUCAAACAGACACUCGAUCCGUUCUGGGAUCAGACUCUCGUAUUCCCAGCGAUCGAUGUACACGGCAUGCGAGAGCACGUGAAAAAUCAUCCGCCGAAAGUUGUGCUUGAGGCCUUCGAUAGGGAUUACUGCAACAGCCUAGAGCUGUACGGCAGAUGCGUCGCUCGUCCGCUGGUGAAGCUCGACACGGAAACCCACUCGCCGCCGGAUUUUCCGCCCAAGCUACGUUGGCACAGAUUCGGCCACGACGACGACAACGGCAACGACGACAGGAGACCGGCAGCCGACGAUUCCGGAGCUGCUGUCCUCGCGGCUUUCGAGUUGGUCGAGGUUUGCGACAAGGAUCAUGCCUUGGACACUCCAGACCUCGUCUCAUCUUCUCCUCGCGUUUAUCGUGUACCCGAGGAAAUCAGGCCCAAGAUGGCUACUUACCGCAUAGAGGUUGUUUUUUGGGGAGUUCGCGACAUGAGAAGACUUAAUCUCGUGCCGGUGCAUCGACCCAAAAUAGCCGUUGAGUGCGCGGGUGUUCACGUCGAGUCGGAAGUCAUGGAGAAUGCCAAGCGGUUUGCCAAUUUUCAAGAGAUGCGCGUCAGCGUUGAUCUGGAAAUGUCCACCGAGGAAAUGUACUACCCACCGAUAACGAUAAAAGCCUACGACUCGCGCGGCUUCGGCUGUUUCAAGUACGCGGGCAUGUGUUGCAUUCCGACGAUUUACGUCUUUAUGCAGCGGCUCAUAACCAAGAGCGAAUACGAAAGCGCCAUUUAUCACUCCUCGAGAAAGUCCCGGCCAGCUGUGCAGCAGCAUACUGCAGUGGCUAUAGAACCCGACUAUAAAAAAACCCCGGACGACCAAGAGGAAGAAGCUAUCGCCCUGAUGAGCUACAAAAAACUCUCGAGACAGCAACGGUGUACAGCUUCUUCCGGAACAGCCGGUCAACUACUCGGACGCCUACUGCGCUUGAGGAGAACAACCAAGAGAGCGGCUGCUACUGCUGCUCUCGACAGGGACGAAUCGCACGACUGGUGGAGCAAGUAUUACGCCUCGCUCGAGGAAGAAAAGAGUCACGAACGAGGAUCGGUGCCAAGCCAUACCAAGCGUUUAGCAACUUUCAAAGUUUACGCGGCGGAAUUGGAGGCGCAGCCCGAGUUCUCGGGCUUUCAGGACCGAUUGCGAAGUUUCGAGCUAAGGCGCGGCAAGAAAGUUGUCGGUGGCGCCGGCGAUCCCUGGCUCGACGACGAGAACAACUACGCCGGCAAAUUCAAAGGCAACGUCGCGGUGUACCGUUGGCCUCAUCCCGAGGGUCUUGCCUGUGUGAACCGCUCGGGCAGAAGCGCCAGUCAUGGUCUGCUAGAUGACUAUCCGUCACAGGAACAGCAAAUGCUCAUCGUACGACUGUACGUUGUCAAAGCCAUCAACCUGAGACCGUGCGAUCCCUUGAGCGGCAAGGCCGACCCGUACUUGAAAGUCAAGCUCGGCAAGAACAGCAUCGACGAUAGAAAAAAAUACAUUCCCAAUCAGCUCAAUCCGACCUUUGGCAGAGUUAUCGAGCUGGAGGCGUCUUUUCCCAAGGAUCACACUCUGACCAUCCAAGUCUGGGACUACGACGCGACAUCAUCCGACGAUCUAAUAGGCGAAACUCGUGUCGACGUGGAGACACGCUUUUACAGCCAGCAUCGUGCUCAAUGCGGCCUAGCGAAGCACUACGACGUCACCGGCUACAACGCCUGGCGAGACCGCGAGAAACCCUGCCAAAUACUGCGGCAACUAUGUCGCAGGUACAACCUACCUCUCCCUGAGUACUGGGACGACUACGUGAGAAUUGGCAGGAGGAAAUUUUACUGCGAACGCGAUCCUGAGGAUGGUGUUGACCGAGAAGAGCGGAUGGCCCUGAGUGUUCUUCAUCGAUGGAGCGAGUUUCCCAUUUGCGGAUGCGUUCUGGUUCCCGAGCACGUCGAAAGACGUCCCCUUUUUAAUCCCAAGAGGCCCGGACUCGAACAGGGCAGACUGGAAAUGUGGAUCGAUAUGUUUGGCAUCGACGAACUACCAACGAAACCGGCGGUCGAUAUAAGUCCACAGGAGCCCGAGGAUUACGAGCUUCGCGUGACCGUUUGGAAUACAGAAGACGUUCCUCUCGUCGACAGCCAAUUCCUCACAGGCGAAAAGUGUUCGGACAUCUACGUCAAGGGGUGGAUCCUUGCCGAGGACAACCAGCGCACGGACGUGCACUACAAUUCGCUGACGGGCGAGGGCAACUUUAACUGGCGCUUCGUCUUCCGAUUCACCUGGGCCAGAGGCGAACGCAUGAUGAUCGUCAGCCGCAAAGCAUCUGUCUUUGCCAGAGACGAAACGGAACAGAAGAUGCCUUGUAAGCUGACCCUCCAAGUCUGGGAUAGCGAUCACUUCUCCAAAGACGACUUUCUAGGCGAGCUGACUCUGUAUCUGGCGAACAUGCCAAAGGGUAGCCACAGCUCGCGCAACUGCUACCUCAGGCUGCUGAUCGAUUCGCAAUCGCCGCGAAUGAGCCUGUUCAGGGCACAACGCACGAGAGGCUGGUGGCCGCUCUCCAUCAGUACCGCUGCCGGACAAUACGCGCCAGCGGGCAAAAUCGAGCUUGAGAUGAGUCUGCUUCCCGCAUCCGAGGCGGAUAAGCAGCCGGUCGGUAAAGGUCGCGAGCCUCCGGAAGCUCUUCCACCGCCCGACCGACCGGACACCUCGUUCUCCUGGUUCCGGAAUCCCUGGAAAGCCUUCUGCUUCGUGGUCUGCCGCUACUACCGCUGGCGCAUCCUCGGCUGCUGCUGCUGCAUGCUACUGGUGCUGCUCGUCGGUUGCGCCGUCUACGCCUUUCCCGGUUACCUCGUCAAGCGCAUUCUCGGGGCUUAGGGGGAUUAUUAUUCGGUCCAGCGGCUCUUUGUUUAUUCUUUUCGAGUAGGGGAGAUCGUGAGCUGCGUUAACUUUUCUCGAAAGGGUUGUAAUCUUUUUAAGGGGUGAUUAAGACAUUUGCGAGGCGGAGAAAAAGUUUCCCUUAUACUCAGGGUUUGUGUGUGGGUUGUUUCUUUAUUUUCUUUGUAGGAUAAGAAGGUGGCUUUACGGUAAAGGUGUACGAUGCACAUACACUUAAACGCUUGUAGUUAAUUUGUCACAUAUUAAAUAUGUACUUUACAACGAAUAAAUAUACACUAUACGUAUUUACGCGAGCCCGACAAACUCUGCUGAUUAAGAGCGAAAAAAAACAAACCAUAAAGCGUAAACAGAGCCUCAAUUCCAGAAGAGCCACCAAACCGUUGCCAACUCGCGUAAAAAAGCAGACGAAAGCAGCCGGACAGGAGCAGAGAAGCACCCCCGGAGAGCCGUGAAGAAUCGUCUCGCUUGCGAUCGAAAAGAAGAAACUUUUCGCGGAAAGGGGGAGGCAGAGAGAAAGCAAGUUGGAAAGGCAACUAUCCAACACGUCUCUGAAGACGCCAAAAGUCCCGGUGAUGUAACUUUGACAGCGCGUGCCAAUUUUGCUUUAUACAGAGAGUGCUAGAGAUAUACGAGUAGGCUGCUUUUGGCUAUAGGUAUGUGUGCUGUAAUGAAGUUGGCUUCGUUUAAUUUCAUGUUAGCUGGUGUUUUUGGAUUUCGUUUGAAGGUUGCAUUGAAUAAUGAACUUUAUUCAUCAUACGGUACUCGUAUACGAAUUAUUAUUAUAAAACGUUGUCUUAUUAUGUUUCCGUGUUAUGAACAAUAAUUGAAACAGAAAAAAAACUGGUGCGAUGGUUUUUCCAUAGAUUUUCUCUAAAAAAUAUUAUGAAGGUUGUAAUAUGCACGAUAUUUAAAAUAUUGAAUUUUUCAAGAUGCUAUAAUAUACAAGAACGAAUUUCGUUGAUAGCUCUUUUCACUUUUUUCGUAAACCUUAUCCCCUCGACCUUCGGUAUAGUUUAUUUUCUUUUUGUUACUUACGCUUUAUUCUUUCGAAAUUCCGUAAUUUUUUUGAAAGGUUCUCCCUUUCCUCUUACUUUUUCCCAACCUUCCCUCCGUUCCAGCUUUUCUCUCGAUUUCUUACUUUACCUGCACAAUAUACUUUCUUGUAUCUCAUUUUAUAUAGCUAGCACAUUUUAUAUUAUUAGCCCUUUGUGUUUAUUUUUUCGCUUUCCUUUGUCAUAUGUGCUCUCUUUUGCAAAGUUGAACGAAGAACUCGGUAAUAAUGUUUGCUUCAGAGAAUUGCAGAAUAGCAGUUACGUUUCGGAGAUCCAUAUUAUAAUCCCUCGCCAAAUCACAAUUAUGUAUGUUUAUAAUAAUAUUUAUGUAUAAACGCAAAGUAUUCGUAAAAAGUAAUAAUGUCAUCAAGAAAAUAAGAAGAUUAAAUUUGCCCUGGUGUCUCGUGAUAAAAUCUCAUACCUCUCGACCACAACUGUUGCUUGAGACAAUAUAGGCGAAUUUCAAAAAGUUCGUGGCUCUCGAUUUAUGUAUUCCUCGGCUGAUUUCACGGUGCGAUAUUGUAUAACAGGCAACUCGACGAAUUUCCUUUCUUUUCACGCACACCGAGCCGCAUCUUAUGAAUGACAAGAUCGAUCGGCCAGAUAGAUAUGGUCUGAUGGAUAUAGAGAUAGACGCGUGAAUGUAUACGCCAAGCUUGAAUGUAUUACUGGGUAAAGCGCGGUUGGCGCGUUUUAAUAAACUGAAAUCGGUAUUCCUGCA
Messenger RNA from Nasonia vitripennis (jewel wasp), 8052 nucleotides. RefSeq names its product otoferlin. The transcript is spliced from 27 exons. The record is from RefSeq and is a predicted model, not a curated record. Gene Ontology annotation, cellular component: membrane. Gene Ontology annotation, biological process: plasma membrane organization. Bases 1237 to 6258 code for a protein of 1673 amino acids. Lineage: Eukaryota; Metazoa; Arthropoda; Insecta; Hymenoptera; Pteromalidae.